CUGGCGGAAGUUGUCUUGAUUUCCUGUGUUUUCCCCGCGAAAGAAGAUUUUUUGUGUGAAAUGAAGAAACUAUUUUGAUGAUGUAGAAGAAAACCCAUUCCUCCUGUUUUUUCAUCAAGAUGGUGAUGAAAUGGGACAUCAGCAAAAAGUAUGCCUGUCAUGGCCAAGUAAAGCAGAGAGGUAUUACCACUGGGUCAGGGAAGUGGAAGACGGGCAAUGUUUGUGUACAUUUUGUCAACGGCAAGUGGAAACUGGAGGUGUUCUACUGUACAGCCCCGAACAAAUCUGUAACAUCAACCGAGGUGAACAAUACUAAUAUUGAAGGGGUGAUCUGUAAGAACCAACUGGUCAUCACACUGAGGAACAAAACGGAAGCCUCGGCCAUCCAGUUCAGGCCGGAGUCUUCCGCUACCCAGUACACUAAACCGAUGUCAGUAUUGGACCAACUAAUCAAGGACAUUUGUGCUGGGAAAAGUGCACCAGAAUCUCAUCAGAGUCCUUCUGUGGUGUGUGUUACUGGGUGGCAACAGAACGGAACCAAGACACCUUCCAAACAAGGACCGGCUAAAGACUCAAGCUUUACAAGACCUUGUUUUGAUUUCAGUGUGAAGAAAAAGUCAGAAGAGGUAUCACUGUUUGAGGAUACUGAUGAUGAGAACGAAUUCAAAGAAAAUCAAAACAGAGGUCAGGUGUCUAAGGAUAAGAGCCAGAAAUACUUACAGAAUGGGAUGGAAAAAGCCAGAAACCACCUCCAGCAGAUUGAGACUUCCGGCUUCUACAGUAGUUCUUCUGCUACCCCGCGUAGUUAUGGGGCUUACUCAUUGUCAAGUAAUCUGAAGAGAACACCUGGUAUGAUGCCUGACCCGACACCACCAAAACGGCCUCGACUGUCGGACUCCAUAAACUACACCUGGAAUAAAUCUAAUAUCACCACCACCACCACCCCAGGGAGUAAUCAACUACCUACCCAACCCAAAAGUCUACAAGGUUUUUCCAACCUUGGGAACACGUGCUACAUGAACGCCAUUCUGCAGUCACUGUUCUGCCUGGACACCUUCUCCAAUGAUUUACUCUUCUCUAACACUCGAGUGAUGAAGACACUUCAUUCCCAGUCUCUGUACAGUGCACUGUAUAAAUUGCUUCGAUCUCGAAGUAAAACUCUGCCUGAACAUGUAAGACGGGACAUGCUGCGGAACGUGAAGUCCGCGAUAUCUACAACAGCCAAGAGGUUUUCAGGCUACCAACAGCAUGAUGCACACGAGUUCCUUGGACAGGUGUUGGACCAGCUUAAGGAGGAAGUGACCAAGGUUUCUAGCUCGACACCCAGCCCCCACAGGGAGGGAUCUGACGGCGACACUCAGUACACCAACCCAACUGUACAGAACUUUGAGAUGGAGGUCCUUCACUCCAUCACCUGUCUCAAUUGUAGGGAGGUGGUCACCAAGGCAGAGCAGUUCAAUGACUUGUCGGUGGAUAUGCCGAGGCGAAGGAAAAAUGGUGAUCCGUCUUCCAUUCAGAAUGCACUGGAUUUAUUCUUCCGAUCGGAGGCUAUUGAGUACACCUGUGAAAAAUGUGGGAGUAACAAGUCGGAAGUCAGUCACAAAUUUAGUAGGCUGCCAAGGGUACUUGUACUACACCUGAAGAGAUACAACUUUGAUCAGAGUAUCAUCAACACCAAGACAGCACAGAGUAUCAGUAUCACACGCUUCUUGUCCCUGGAGGGGCACUGCGAGGAGAACACUUACCCACCGUACCCAGCCCUGCUCAAUUCUCCCGAACAAUACAAAACACCAGACAAGAGUUUGACUUCAGCCGAGAGCGUGCCACGGCGAUGUCUACAGCUCGGGGAAAGCUUCAGGUUCAAGAAGACCAGGCCAGUAGAGGAGGAUGAGAAAGAGGAUGUCAGCACCAGUACUCCUUACAAAAAGGCAAAGAUCUUUGAUCUGGGGGAGGAUCACAACAUUAAGGCAGAUAUGCCACUGUUGAUAGAAGAUAGACCAGAUGAGGAAGAGGACAAAGAUCUCGCCCGGGCCCUGGAACUGAGUCUUCAGGAAGCUAAUGACCGCACACAGAAUUAUGUGGACGAGACUAAGGAGAGUGAACUACAGAAGGUGCUGGAGAUGAGCAGAGUGGAGAUAGACAAAUCAACUCAGUUUGACCACGAUUAUGGCAAGACCAUUCAGAAUAUGUCGGAGGAGGAACAGAUGAGACUAGCCAUAGAACAGAGUUUAAUGGAAACCAGUCACGUCUCUCGCACAGAUUUCACACAGGAGAUCGAACCGAUCAACACUGAACACACGGACGAAGCAAUAGACGACACACAGGUUGACAAACCGAUCUGCCAAACCACCACAGAUAACAUUGUGUGCAGAACAACCUCAGUCAAAAAACCAACCGAGGAUGCAUCAUCACAAACUGCACAAAGCUGUGUUAAGAAAGAAAAAACUACCCGCACUUCUUUAUCCUCAGGAAAACCUCUACAAAAAUCACCCCUAUGUGUUAGAAAGCUAGGCAAUGGUCAAGAAAACACCAGCAGUGAUUUUCCUGUCAAAGGAAGGGUGUCGGAAGCCAUGUUAGAUGUAAUAGCUGAGGAAAGAGACACAGAAUCUGUUGGACCUGACAGUGAUUUAUCCCUACCUGAAAAACAGAGAGACGAUUCACAAGAAUUCAGUGUCUCUGGUGAUAAGUGCAUAGACCUUACCUCCCCUGAUCCCUGUGUCUCAGACUCCUCGAGUAAAUUUCUCCCUGUGAAUGAGAGAAUUACAACGAAGUCAACAAAAACCUGUCUCUUUGGGAAAGAAGAUCUGUCCAAACCAGACAGUCCUUGGAACGCUUUGGGUGAAAAACGAAUCAGAUCUGAAUUGGAAAAUUCGACUGAGGAUUUAGACGAAAAACAGACAAAAUCAACUAUUGACAAAAUGAGUGAAAAUGUGGCUGAUAUAAACACUGCAAUAGAUUUGGAAUAUCAGUGCACCGAGGUAAAGACGGACGGAAGCAAACCUGACAACAGUCGUUUGUGUGGUGUUCAAGAUGAUGACACGGGUCAUUCAGCUAUCAGUCGGCUGGAUCAGGGCAGUGACAAGCCAGAAGGGGACGCUCAGGUCUCGAACGGUGACCAGGAGUUUGCAAGUCUGCUUUGUGAGGAUGAGGAUGAUUUCCAGUUAAUGUUACUAGAAGAUAAGGAAAAUGCCCUACCUGAGCAUCGACCUGUCCAGACACAAUCGGAGGAGGACACCCAACCUUAUCCCGACCUUCCUGUGGUGGAAAAUGAGAAGGGGGACCUUCCUUACUCGUACAAGCUGGUCAGCAUUGUUAAUCACCAGGGUAGCACUUCAGUCGCAGGGCACUAUGUGACCGAUGUGUAUGAUCUGAAGAAAGGGGCGUGGUUCAGUUGUGACGAUUCUAACGUCACCAAGUCCACAGAGGCGGAGGUGCGCUCGAAGCGGGAAAGAAGCGGCUAUAUUUUUUUCUACCUCAGCAAGGAAAUAUACGAAGACCUUAAAGAUGACUAUGCAGUUAAGAACCGCAAUAGGAAGCAAUAAUUAUUUAAAACCUUGAUAAUUUGUUGUAUAUGAUAAUGUUGUUUAAUGUGAGACAAUAAUGAAGUAAAUAUUCUGUUAGAUUUUUUAUACUA
This is a messenger RNA of Mizuhopecten yessoensis (Yesso scallop), 3634 nucleotides long. Its product is annotated as ubiquitin carboxyl-terminal hydrolase 37-like. Gene Ontology annotation, cellular component: nucleus; cytosol. The transcript is spliced from 21 exons. Gene Ontology annotation, biological process: protein deubiquitination; G1/S transition of mitotic cell cycle. Bases 120 to 3542 code for a protein of 1140 amino acids. Gene Ontology annotation, molecular function: cysteine-type deubiquitinase activity; cysteine-type endopeptidase activity. The record is from RefSeq and is a predicted model, not a curated record. NCBI's taxonomy places the organism in Eukaryota, Metazoa, Mollusca, Bivalvia, Pectinida, Pectinidae.